This is a messenger RNA of Elgaria multicarinata webbii, 3194 nucleotides long. RefSeq names its product E2F transcription factor 4 (gene E2F4). Gene Ontology annotation, cellular component: RNA polymerase II transcription regulator complex. Gene Ontology annotation, molecular function: DNA-binding transcription factor activity, RNA polymerase II-specific; RNA polymerase II cis-regulatory region sequence-specific DNA binding; protein dimerization activity. Lineage: Eukaryota; Metazoa; Chordata; Lepidosauria; Squamata; Anguidae. The record is from RefSeq and is a predicted model, not a curated record. Gene Ontology annotation, biological process: regulation of transcription by RNA polymerase II. The transcript has 10 exons. Bases 51 to 1247 code for a protein of 398 amino acids.
CACCGGAGUCCCACAAUCGGCACCGGCUGCGGCGGCUGUGAGCCGGGCGAAUGGCGGAGUCCGGGCCGCAGCCCCCGGGGGGCGCCCCGAGCCGCCACGAGAAGAGCCUGGGGCUGCUCACCACCAAGUUCGUGUCGCUGCUGCAGGAGGCCAAGGACGGCGUGCUCGACCUCAAGCUGGCAGCGGACACCCUGGCGGUGCGGCAGAAACGGCGCAUUUAUGACAUUACGAAUGUCCUCGAGGGCAUUGGGCUGAUCGAGAAGAAGUCCAAGAACAGCAUUCAGUGGAAAGGUGUGGGCCCCGGCUGCAACACCCGUGAAAUUGCCCACAAGUUGAUCGAGCUGAAGGCAGAGAUUGAGGAUUUGGAGCAGCGGGAGCGAGACCUGGAGCAACAGAAGAUGUGGGUGCAGCAGAGCAUCAAAAACGUCACCGACGACGUACAGAACAGCCGGUUGGCCUACGUGACUGAUGAGGACCUCUGCAAAUGCUUUCCAGGCGACACGUUGCUAGCCAUCCGAGCCCCGUCGGGUACUCAGCUAGAGGUCCCUGUCCCCGAGGGCUUGAACGGCCAGAAGAAAUACCAGAUCCACCUGAAAAGUACAAGCGGCCCAAUUGACGUCCUGCUGGUCAAUAAAGAUGCCUGGAGCUCUCCUCCGGUGGUCCUUCCCGUCCCGCCCCCUGAAGACCUCAUCCAGUGUCAGCCGGUCACUCCCUCUAAGCCCCAGAGGCCGCCCGUCGCCCAUUCCCAGGAGGCCUCCGUUCCUAGCGCGACCCCGCCUGCCGCCCCCGCCCUCAACAGCACGCAGGACCACAUCUCUGCUGCGCAGGAAACAACCAGCUCCGCAGACAGUGGCAUCUCAGCGGCAGAGUCGAAAAGCAGCGGGGCGUUGGACCCCCUCACGCCCUCGACGGCGCCCGCUAGCCCUCCUGCUGGGCUGGACACGCAGCCCCUCCAGUCCUCCGCCCUCCUAGACAGCAGCUCCGUCCUGCCCAGCCCCUCCACCUCCUUUGAGCCAAUCAAGCCCGAUCCCACAGAAAUACUGGAACUUCCCAAAGAGCUUUCGGAGAUGUUCGAUCCAAGCAGAGAAUGCAUGAAUUCUGAGCUGCUCGAAGAACUCAUGUCCUCUGAAGUGUUCGCACCUUUGCUUCGCCUCUCCCCGCCCCCUGGAGACCACGACUACAUCUACAACCUGGACGAGAGCGAAGGGGUGUGCGACCUUUUCGACGUGCCGAUCCUCAACCUCUGACUCCGGGAGUCUGGACGGACUUUGGGAUACCGAUUUUUUAAAACCAACCCACCAACCUGUCUCGGGGGAAAUCCCCGUCCCUCUGUUGCCGGAUUCCUUUUCUGCCAGCGCUUGAGUGACACACACCGAGCUGGUGUGGUCUAGACUGUAAACCAAGCGGGAUGGUCUUCACCAGCCUCUUCCUUCCCACGAUGCACCAGCGGCGUUCCCCUGGUUUAUCCCGCUCCAUCGCAGCUGUCCUUUCACUGGAUCCUGGGCCUCCUUCUCAAGGAAGCCUGCUAUCGGAUCUUCUCGAACGGCAAAAGAGCUUCCUCGCGUCCACGAGCCCUCCUGGGGCUUCCUUGCACUGCUGGAGGCACUUUGCAUCUUUUUGAAAGGAAGAAGAGAGUUGGACUGCAGCCAAAUCAUCUCGGGGGGGGCGGAGGGAGAAGCUAGUGUCGGCCCGCCUUUUUAAGCCUGCCUGUGUCAUUCAGACGGCCCGUGCGUCCCCUCCUCUCUCUUUCUCUCUAGCAACUUACACACGCUUUUGACGCGAGGGAUGGGGGAGAGGUGAAAGCGAUGAGGGCAUUUCAGCAAAUCCAUGGAUUAUUGGUUUUAUUGCCCGCAGAGGUGCUUAGAAGCCACAUGUCGCGCUCCGGUCCCCUCCCCGUCUCGGCGACCGCCCAGGCACACGUGAAGCACACGAUGCCCAACUCCUCUCCUCCAGCCUUCUAGGUUGAAAGCGAAAACAAACAAGGUGCCAGUUUUGCACAGUCACUUUCCUCCAAAGAGUCGGGAUUGAGAAACAGAUUGUCCCAAACUUGCGGGGCUGCCGGUUGCAUGGAGUUGCCCAUCCUGUUCGUGCGGCUCGACUUGUCUCCGGAGUCCUGCACACGACACGUCCUUCCUGCUUUCUAAUAGCAAGCGUUGUUUGCCUCCCCUCGGCCCUUUCCUUCCGGGCCCUUCGUAACCCGGGGCAGGAGAGACCCCCCCCCCCCCCGUGCCACCUUUGCACUUCUCUUGAUCCCCGCCUCCUUUCUGCCCUCCAGCCUGUGCUUGUCUUUUAUCGGAUGCCAAUACCUAACUUGCGCCCUCUGGCCGUUAACCUUUGCACAUUUCACGGCCCCAGAAGGUGAGCGGCUGGUGCGGGGGGGGCGGGGAGGUUCAGCCUGAAGGUGGAGCGGUCUUGCAUCCCAACCCUAACCGUGCUGCUUGUCUGAACGCCUGAUUUCCAUGGGAUUUGGUGACAAGCAUGCUUAAGGCUGCAGGUGGGUUCACAUGAACUGGCACCUUGGAGCCACCCAUAUAAGCAGGGGAUGCUUGUCAUGGGGGUGUGGGAUGCCUGGCCAGGGCGAGCUGAUCUGAGUUAUUCCUGAGCCUGGCAAAGGAUACUUGAAUACAUUCUCCAGUUCAGCGGUAGGCAGCCUACUCUCUAGAGGGUUUAGACUGCAGCUUCCGUCAUUGCUCACUACUGGCUGCGGUUUUUGGGAUUAGUAGUCCAAAACAACCAGAGGGCAGCAAGCCAAAUAUCCCUGCUCAAGUUCCUUUGGGUGGGCAAUGGGGGCCAUAAUUCCUUCCCAUUGCCUCCAGCAUGGGAGCUCAUGCCUAGAACAGCAUCUGAUGUCCUCCCUGGGCAAAUUCCUGGGCUUCUCUAGCACCGGCUAUACACAGACACCUCCAGGAAGCCAGAGGGCUUCCCCCGCUUGCUCUUUAGCCUUGGUCCCCUGGCCUCUGCGUGUGGUCAGGAGCGGCCUUGUUGAGCGGCUGCCCCUUCCUCACCUUUGCGGUCUGCCUGUCACCCUCUGUUCAGUGACGUCCCACAGAAGAUAAAGAGAGGAAAUGUACAAUGGGGGGGAAAUUGAUUCGUAUAUAAAGAUUAUUUUUAUACUUUUCUUGCAACAAGAGACUUGCCUGUAAUAUUUGUACAGUUGUUUUUUUCCUGAGUGAAUAAACAGAACCUUUCCAAAA